Messenger RNA from Syngnathus acus (greater pipefish), 3316 nucleotides. RefSeq names its product small G protein signaling modulator 3 (gene sgsm3). The transcript has 21 exons. Lineage: Eukaryota; Metazoa; Chordata; Actinopteri; Syngnathiformes; Syngnathidae. The record is from RefSeq and is a predicted model, not a curated record. The coding region runs from base 351 to 2612 and encodes 753 amino acids. Gene Ontology annotation, molecular function: protein binding.
GCUGCGCGGAAGGAUACUCAGAAGACGAUGUCACAACGACGCGUAGUUCCGGGAUGUGGGACUAUUUCUUCGGAAUGGCAAAGAAGCGCGUUGAAAAGUGCAAGGAUACAGCGGAGUUACACGUUGCUAGCAGGUGCAUAAUGGUGAAUUUUCAAUACCUUUGAGAGACGUCAUGAUGCAACAAUCGGCGUUUUCAUCUUUUUGUUCAUGGUGAACAAAACGUUUGCUGCUCACUGCAAGCUUAUGUUUACGUGAGACGGAUGACACGAUCCCGGACCUACUAGCACCCCUGACUUGAGAUUGAGCGCAGUCUUUUGGAUAGGGAAGGCAUCGCUCUAGAAUUCAGCACCAUGUCAGGCACGUACACCCCGGCCCCCGGUGGGCCUUUCUCAGCGCUCACUCCAAGCAUGUGGCCCCAGGACAUUUUGGCUAAGUACCAUCAAAAAGACGACGCGGAAUUGAAUGGACUCAAGUAUGAUGAGUUUGGCUUCAGAGUGGACACAGAAGAGAGUGACGAUCCCAGUCCUUGGCUCGGCACUGAAGGCUCACCGCAACGUGAAAACCCGCAGCAGAGGUUGCGCUGGCAAGCCCAUUUGGAAUUCACGCAUAAUCACACAGUGGGCGACCUCACCUGGGAGCUCAUCGCGCCCGUCCUCCCGCGCUCCGAACGCCUGCGGACGCUCGUACUCGGCGGCAUUCCUCAUAGCAUGAGGCCGCAGUUAUGGAUGCGUCUGUCGGGAGCCCUGCAGAAGAAGAGGACCUCUGAAAUCUCCUAUAAAGAAAUCAUUAAGAACAGCUCCAAUGAUGACACCUCCACAUCUAAACAGAUAGAGAAGGACUUGCUGCGGACGAUGCCCACCAACGUGUGCUUCAGCAACCUGACGAGCGUCGGGGUCCCGAGGCUGCGACGGGUCCUUCGAGGCUUGGCCUGGCUUUACCCCGACAUCGGCUACUGCCAGGGAACUGGAAUGGUGGUUUCCUGCCUGUUACUCUUCAUGGAGGAGGAAGACGUGCUAUGGAUGAUGUGUGCCCUGAUUGAAGACCUCCUCCCUCCAGCGUACUUCUCCUCCACCCUGCUGGGCGUCCAAACGGACCAGAGAGUGCUUCGUCAGCUCAUCGUUCAGUACCUACCGGCCCUUGACCGCCUUUUACAGGAGCACGACAUCGAGCUGUCUCUGAUCACGUUGCACUGGUUCCUAACAUCCUUCGCCAGUGUGGUGGACAUCCGUUUGCUCCUCCGGAUCUGGGACCUCCUUUUCUACCAGGGCUCCUUAGUGCUAUUUCAAAUCACGCUGGGCAUGCUGAAGAUCAAGGAGGAGGAGCUCAUAUCGUCCGAGAACUCUGCGUCUAUUUUUAACACUCUGUCCGACCUACCGAGCCAGUUGAGGGACGGGCCGGCCGUUCUCGGGGAAGCUUUGAGGCUGGCAGGGAAUCUGUCACAGGACGCCCUGGAUGCUCACCGACACAAGCACCUGGCUUACAUCCUCAACGAGCAGGCUCAGAUGGAUAGCGGGAGCGCGCCGCUCAAUUCCAAUCUCAACAAGGUGGUGCGGAGGCAGUCCCUUCGUCGAAAGUCCACUUUAAGCUCUCUGCUGUUUGGGGAGGAUGAAGCCGAAGCUCUCAAGUCCAAGAACAUUAAGCAGACGGAGCUGGUGGCGGCCCUUCGAGAGGCCAUCACUCGCACGUCAGAGCAUUUCCACUGUCUUGACCCGCGCCACUCCAGCACUGAGCUAACCCCUGACUACUCCAUGGAAAGCCACCAGCGGGACCACGAAAACUUCCUGGUGGUGUCCCGGAACCGACGGCGACGAGCCAAGGCUUUGCUGGAUUUCGAGAGGCACGACGAUGACGAGUUGGGCUUCAGGAAGAAUGACAUCAUCACGAUUGUCUCACAGAAGGAUGAACACUGUUGGGUUGGGGAGCUCAAUGGCCUUCGAGGCUGGUUCCCCGCUAAGUUUGUGGAGAUCCUCGAUGAAAGAAGUAAAGAGUACUCGUUAGCAGGAGACGACUCUGUAACAGAAGCUGUGACCGAUCUAGCCAGAGGGACUCUAUGCCCGGCCCUGAAGGCCAUCUUUCUGCACGGCCUGAAGAAACCCUCCAUUUUGGGCGGGCCCUGUCACCCGUGGUUAUUCAUAGAAGAGGCGGCCAGCAGAGAGGUCGAGAGAGACUUCAACUCGGUCUACUCCAGACUGGUGCUGUGUAAAACCUACAGGUUAGAUGAAGAUGGGAAGGUUCUUACGCCAGAAGAGCUCCUAUACCGGGCGGUGCAGUCUGUCAACAUGAGCCAUGAUGUCGCUCACGUUCAGAUGGAUGUUAAGUUCCGGUCUCUGAUCUGCGUCGGCCUCAAUGAGCAGGUGUUGCAUUUAUGGUUGGAGGUGCUGUGUUCCAGCAUGGCGGCCGUCGAGAAAUGGUAUCAUCCGUGGUCAUUUCUACGCAGUCCAGGAUGGGUUCAGAUUAAAUGUGAACUCAGGGUCUUAGCAAAGUUUGCCUUCAGUCUUUCUCAAGAUUGUGAAUUACCGGAGCAGAAAGAGAAGGAGCAGAGGCCGCUGAAAGAGGGCGUGCAAGACAUGCUGGUGAAGCAUCAUCUCUUCAGCUGGGACAUUGACGGCUAGACAAACUGCAUCCCAACUGGUGUGUGCUUGUGUGUGAUUAGCGUGUGUGUAUGUGCGCCACUUUUUGUCUGAUUCUUGGACACACUAUGGACUUAAAUGUUGGACAAUGGUAACGCAUUUCAAUAGAUGACCCAGUUACCAUUAAGGUCACUGGUUUGUCCGUGCAUCACGAUGCAUCCUAUUUUUUCUUCUUUUUUUCCAGUGUGGUUUUGAAGGGUGUUUUGUAAAUGUUUUCCCAUGGAGGUCAAACAAGGUGAGCAUGAAGUACAGAAUGAUCUGUAUCCACUGGACUGCAACACUUGAUUUCAGCCAUUUUUUUUUCUCCUCCCCAACUUGUUUAUUAUUGGCACAGGAGGGAGACUGGAAGGACAUUUUCUUGUGAAGUGCACCUGCUGUUCUUCUACAAUUUAACUAUCAAAAGACCAAAACAACCUUCAAGCUUGUAAAUGUUAAAAAAAAGUAUUUUCAGAGAAAAUUUCGUUAUUGCAUAUCACACUACAUGUUUAAAUCCUAAUGUUGCACAUGCCAAGUUUAGCCUUCGCAGAUUGUGUAAUAUUAAAUGUGCACUACCUGAACAGUGGUAGCCAACGCUGCACGGUGAAGAACAAUGUUGUCGUGCAAUCCAAAUAAAUGUUACCUCAUUAGAUAUUUGUUUGUGUACAUUUAAAGAGCUUUAUGCCUUACUUUACAGGGACCGCUGCAUU